UGUACUUUGCACAUCAAUAAGCAUGACCUUGCUGCCACUGGCAGCCGAACGCCGGGCUACGUUUCACUUCCCUCGAGCGUUAGGCUUCAGCGCACCAGUGAGUUCUGUGGUUUACCGAUAUUUGUAAACGUGCUUUCUCACUGGGAACACAGUGACCGCAGCUGUCGUGUGAAGUGUAUUUCUACCAAAUCACCUGCUAAUUGAUGUCGUUCAAGUCCAAGGAUUUCAAUCUCAAGCCAAAGAUAUUGCAGAUCCCCCUGACGGCACCUGUGAGCUCAGCGACUACCAUGAGCCCUGUCGUGCAGUCACCUCCUCCGACGCUCAUUGAAUUCGUGACCACCGUUCCGAUACCACUUGCUUCAGAGCUAGUCGCCCUCGCGCCAUAUAUUCAGGCCAUAAGGCACUUUGCACAGAUUAUCAGUUGGGAGUCUUCAUGGGAGGAAAGCUGGCUUGCUCUAGCUGCAUGGUGGGCGUUCUGCUUGCUCUCCGAACCGACCCUGAGGUUCUUCUUACCGCUUGCAGUUUCAUUCGUUCUCACACUGAGACGGUGGACAUCAUCCACUCACACACCUUCGGCAACCUCACCGCCGGUGAUAACCGACAGCACCCUUCACGCCCUCGUAUCCGAUUUAACGACCAUCCACGCACUGCUUCCCGUAUCACCUCUCGUCGAGUCCCCCCUCCCUCCGUCGUUCAUUGUUCUCCGAGUACUCGCAUUCAUCUAUCUACCCUACCUCGUCCUCACAUCUUUCGUUGGUCUCCGUGUGUGUAUUGCGAUAUGCGGCACCCUAUUCAUGGUUCAUAGAGCGCAUUGGGCCAAACAUGCUCGAGCAUCCAUUACACGCAGCGCACAUAUCCGAUGGGCAUUUUACAGGUUAUGCGCACUUGUUUCAGGGGUGUCGCUCCCACCGCCAGCAUCGCCCUCUCCCUUGGAAGCUUCUACCAAGAUACGCCCGGCUUCUGUAUUAUCGGAUCAUACGCCCAAGCCUUCUCCACCUAUUCGCUUCCUCUUUACAGUCUACGAGAAUCAGCGUUGGUGGAUGGGUCUCGAUUGGACAGCUGCCCUACUUCCUAAUGAGCGCCCAUCAUGGUGCAGCUCCUCCCUAGUUCCGUUAUCCCCACCCUCAGUAUUCCCUCUUCCCGCCUCCACAACAGCGUACGUCGCUGUCGGCAAGAAUGGCCGUGCGAAGCGUGUAGCGCGCUGGACAUGGGAAGAGCCUGAAUGGCGUGUUAUCGUGCGUAAAGAGGGUCAGGGGGGUGUCUGGCGUGUGGAGAAAACACCCCCAAGGGAUAAAGACGGACCUGACGAAUCUACUGGAACUGCAGCACGGAUGCUACGCGCCGCACGCGGCCGGGACAACUCUAACGCGAGCUCCAGUGGCCCUGCCGAGUCGCCCGAGCGGACUGGAGAGCAACAUUCCAGCGAUCCGUUCCUCGAUCCCGCAUCUGAAGACGAAGCCGUUACAGAUCCCGAGGGUUGGUUGUACGGUGACAACAAAUGGGAAGGCGCAAGCUCGAAGGGUGGGAUGGGAAAGUACACGCGCUUUCGGCGAUGGACUCGCAUUGCUGUUCUCUCUGAGAUCGUCGAACUUGUGGGUCCAGGUGAUUUGGGCGUUGUGCGCGAUUCUGGGGAGCUCGGCGGAUAUGCGACUGCCGCGAGCUCUAUUUUUGGCAGUACUGGUACCCCGUCCAUAAGUGCCAACUCGCCAACAUUAAGCUCGUUCUCGGAUUUAGAAAUGCAGAGUACCGUGACAGCGCCAGAGCCGUCGAAGGAUGGAAAAGAUGUAAAGGAUGGAGGCAGCGCAAGGAACAUGCUGAGACAGCGGCUGAAGGCUGUCGUGGAAGGAACGACGCAUUGAUAAUGAUCUUGUGUGUAAUAUUAAUUGUUUUCGUAGGAGUGUAUACAUUUAUGAGCGCUGUCCGCUAAUGGAAUAUUUCGUUUCACUAUC
Molecule: messenger RNA, 1949 nt
Organism: Suillus clintonianus
Lineage: Eukaryota; Fungi; Basidiomycota; Agaricomycetes; Boletales; Suillaceae
Product: integral peroxisomal membrane peroxin-domain-containing protein
Exons: 3
Coding region: 204-1859 (551 amino acids)
Biological process (GO): peroxisome organization
Cellular component (GO): peroxisomal membrane
Source: RefSeq, a predicted model, not a curated record